GUUCGUGUGUAGCGCGCACACACGCCGCUCUUUUGUCCGUGCUCUGCUUUGAAAUUCUCGUGAAAUGUGUUGUUUUUAUGCUCCUUUGACUGGCUAAAGGAUGUACACGGAGCCCUGGAUUUAUUUAGCGUCCACUUAUCCCCUUACGGCGCGUUAAUGGACCCACCGCUUUAUAAUGACGAUGAGUUCGCUCUCUGACAGUUUGGUUGCCUCGGAUCCCUCCAAAUCGGCCUUUUUGGAAUUUGGCCACGGUUACCCACCUCACCAACAGCAUUCCCCCAAUUUGUCUCACGGACAUUAUCCCGUUCAUGGGUUGCAUCCGGGUGGCCAUUCGCAACAUGAUAACCCCUUCUCCACUGGCGCAUCAUCCUACGGACGCUCCCUCGGUUACCCUUACCCGGCCCCAGUGGCUACUCACCACCCCGGUGCCUAUCUUCCGUACCAGCCCAGUAGCCACAACAGUGUUCUGGGACAUACAAGAAUAGACGAAUCAGAUCACGAAAAGCCGACUGUGAUUGAAAACGGAGAAAUCCGCCUUAACGGGAAAGGGAAGAAGAUUCGCAAGCCCAGGACGAUCUACUCCACUUUACAACUCCAGGCCUUGAACCAGCGCUUUCAGCAAACUCAGUACCUAGCUUUGCCUGAGCGCGCCGACCUUGCCGCGAAACUGGGCCUUACACAAACUCAGGUCAAAAUUUGGUUCCAGAACAAGCGUUCCAAAUACAAGAAGAUCAUGAAGCACGGCUCAGGAGGACCUGAAGGAGAGCACCUCCACGCGGCCUCCUCUGCCCCUCCGUGCGCCACCGGAAUGCCGCCUCUCUGGGACGUUUCCAUGACGAACAAAGGAGGCCCGAUGCAUUCUGGGGGAUAUAUGAACUCGUUUGGCCCCUGGUAUCCAGGCCACCACCAACAGGACUCUAUGCCAAGGACUCAAAUGAUGUGACGAGCGUAGCAGCAGCGGAGGAGGAAUACAAGCUGGACAGAGCACGUUAAAGUCCUGCCAAGUACCGCAGUCCUUCUGCCUGAGAUAUAGCUCUCGAGGCAGGUGAUCUACCUGGGAACCGCUGGAUGGGUGAAUGGGCUGGAACAAAUACAGUACAUGAAUGCUACGCAGCAAUUUUUUCUACUUUCUGAACCCAACCCGGAGAUGGCAACCUCUGGUGACUAGGACUACACCCCAUGCGCAUGUAAGCCAGGCCAGUUUUGUGUGUGUGUGUGUGUGUGUGUGUGUGUGUGUGUGUGUGUGUGUGUGUGUGUGUGUGUGUGUGUGUGUGUGUGUGUGUGUGUGUGUGUGUGUGUGUGUGUUCAGCACAUGCAUUCAAGACCCCUGGAGGUGUGGAGGGAACGUUUAACUUGGGGCUGUGUGUGGAUGUGGACCAGAGUCUGAUUUUCACAAGUCAUACACAGGAAUGCUUCAGAAUGAAGGUUGUAAACAGUUCUUAUGUUGCUGAAUUUCCAUCUUGACUUUUUUUUUUUUUUUUUUUUUGGUGUGAGAUCCAAAUGACUUUUCCACUUGAGCAGAUGUUGACUUCACUUUAAUUGGACAGAUGGAACAAGAGGUUUUGCAUCCAGCUGCUUUUGACAUGAACUUGGUUUGCAAGAAGACAUGUUUUCAGAUACUGUCGAGUAACUCAUUUUUGCUCUGCCAUCUUUGGUGACUUCAUCCUCAAUAUGUAUGCAGAAAUGCCUUUUGCUUGUUUUGUCUUCUGUCUGUAGCAUCAGAUUAUGAUGUAUUCUAGUAUGUUUACAUUGAAUAACAAGAAUUGUUCGGCAUAGUUUCUUUUUUGUUGUUGUUGUCAAAACUGUUAUGUCUAAGUUUUUUGUUUGUUUUUACAGGGAAUAUUAUUUUACAUUAUAAAGUCUAGAUUUUGUUUCAAAGAAAAUAAAGAAAAAGAAUUAUUUGUGGA
This is a messenger RNA of Engraulis encrasicolus (European anchovy), 1907 nucleotides long. It is a transcript of the gene dlx4a, whose product is annotated as distal-less homeobox 4a. Bases 176 to 943 code for a protein of 255 amino acids. The record is from RefSeq and is a predicted model, not a curated record. The transcript has 3 exons. Gene Ontology annotation, molecular function: RNA polymerase II cis-regulatory region sequence-specific DNA binding; DNA-binding transcription factor activity, RNA polymerase II-specific. Gene Ontology annotation, biological process: negative regulation of transcription by RNA polymerase II; embryo development; cell differentiation. Lineage: Eukaryota; Metazoa; Chordata; Actinopteri; Clupeiformes; Engraulidae.